Molecule: messenger RNA, 3768 nt
Organism: Chenopodium quinoa (quinoa)
Lineage: Eukaryota; Viridiplantae; Streptophyta; Magnoliopsida; Caryophyllales; Amaranthaceae
Product: SNF2 domain-containing protein CLASSY 4-like
Exons: 3
Coding region: 280-3525 (1081 amino acids)
Biological process (GO): gene silencing by siRNA-directed DNA methylation
Molecular function (GO): ATP-dependent chromatin remodeler activity; ATP binding
Source: RefSeq, a predicted model, not a curated record
UUAAUGGUAAAGACUCAUUAAGCCAUUUUCUCUUAUUUUUCAUGUUGACUUAAUGUGGUAUCAAGAGCCCUCUAAAUUAGAGAAUUCUUUUUACGUUUUUUUUCUUUUCCCAGUUCUUCCCAAACACAAUCCCUAUUUUCUGUUCUUAAUUCGUUUUCCUAGUUCGCGUUCUUGAUUUUUGAUUUUUUUAACUCAGUACAAUUCUUCCUUCUUUGUAAGUAUAAAAUUUAAUUCCUCUGUUUCAAAAAAUUUUCCAUUUUUCCAAGAAAUAAAUAAAAAAUGGAGUAUUUACCAGUAGGGAAGAGAACAAGGAGUCAAAGAGCAAAAUUGUUAAUGGAGCAAAACAAAAGGGCUCGUUUGGCUGCUAAAAGGGAGUGGAAGAAGAAAAAAGAUGGAAUUUUUGAGGGUAAAAUUGGAAUUAAUGAUGAAAAAUUGAUGGAGGGUAGUGAAGCUAUGGUGAUUGAUGAAGAAGAAUUUUUAAAAGGGGUUCAUAAAUUUAAUGAAUCAGAGAAGAAUUCACAAAUUCAUGACUUGGGUUGUGUUAAAAAAGAAGUUUUUGAUGAUGAUCAUGGAAAAGGGGUUAUGAUGAUGGAUGAUGUGAAUGAUGGUGAAAGUGAUGAUUCUUUGAAAAUUUUGGGAGAAAGAUGGAAUCCUCUUGGGUUGGAUUGUGAUAAUGAUGAUGAUGAUGAUGUUGAGGAUGUGCAUGAUGAUGGAUGUCAUCCUUUGGAUGUGAAAAUUAGCCAUGAUGAUGAUGAAAUGAAGGGAGAUGAAGUUAGGGAAGGUGGGAAUUGUGAGGAAAAAGAUGAUGAUUUUGAGGGUUUAUCAAGUGAAGAAGAUGAUGUUGAAAUGGACAAGGAUUUUGUUGGGAAGGAAGAUGAAUCUUCUAGUUCUUCUGAUGAGUAUUCAAGCUCAGAGUGUUCUGUUAUAGAAGUUGAUGAAAAUGAUGAUGUUCUUCUUCAUUAUUAUGAUGAUGAUGAUGAUGGGAUUGAUGAAUUGAGUGAUAAUGAUGAUGAUGACAAAAGAAAAGAUAGAAAUUGUGAUAGUGAGUUAAAAAAGAGUGUUUCAAUUGAAAAGGAGGAAGAGGAAGUUGGGAAGAUUAAGGGUCAAGUGAGUGGUGAAAUGAGGAAGCGAGGGAGGCCCCGGAAGUACAACAACACGGCCGAAGCCGAGGCCAAGGUUGAAUCUCUACCAAUGAACAAGAGUGGUAAGAACACGGCUGAGGUUGAAUAUCAACCAAUGAACAAGAAUGUUAAGAAUAGGGUCGAGUUGGAGUCUCCAUCUAUUAAGAAUAGAGUUAAGAAGUCUACUAAAGAUAAUGAGCUUCAGAUUAGUAUCUUGAAUUCGAUUUUAGAGGGGAGAGAUAAAGGAAUAGAUGAGAAUUUGGCUGAUACAAGUGAUUAUUAUCUUCCAUUGAAGUUCAAAUUUGGUGUUGAGAAGUUGGUUGUGCAUGAAAAAUCAGAAGAUGAGUUAGAAAUUGAAAGUUUGUUCAAUGAUCUUGAUUAUUCUCUUCGAGCUUGCAAUAUUGGUGCUGAUAAAUCUACAGUGUACAACAAUAAUGUUGACAGUGAAGAUGUUCCUUCCAAUGAUGCCAUUUCGCAAGAGGAGCUUUGUGCUAAAGGGAAGCAUUAUCUCAUCCACGACGAUGAAAUUGGAGUGAUUUGCAAAUUCUGCUCGUAUGUACACUUGGAGAUAAAACAUGUUAUGCCAGAUUUUAACAAGGAUCCAUUUGGAAGGGGGAACAGAAGAGACUAUGGACGGUUCAUGUAUGAUAAUAGCAUGGCCUGUGAUGGGUUUCAGUUUCAGGACUCUAGCUAUGAUCGUCAAGGUGAUCAUUUUAGCCCCUCUGAUGAUAUUCAAGGCACAGUGUGGGACCUCGUCCCUGGGGUUAAGAGGAGUUUGUACCCUCACCAGCGCGAUGGGUUUGAGUUCAUCUGGAAGAACAUUGCUGGAGGGAUAAAGAUUGAUGAACUUGUCGAGCCUACUGCUGCAUCUGGUUUGGGUGGGUGUAUCAUAUGCCAUGCUCCUGGGACUGGAAAGACCCGUCUAGCUGUUGUUUUCGUUCAAUCUUUCAUGAAGCAAUACCAAAUGGCAAACCCUCUUAUCAUUGCGCCUUGUGUCAUGCUCCGAGCUUGGGAAGAAGAGUUUGCAAGAUGGAAAGUUGAUAUCCCCUUUUUCAAUUUAAAUGAGAACGAGUUGUCUGGGAAAGAGGACCCUGAAAUCCUCACAUACGCCAGGGAUAUCAAAAAUGACAAGACAAUUCGAUUUAUUAAGCUGUCAACUUGGGCCUUAGGGAAGGGCGUUCUGGGUGUUAGCUACACGCUCUUUGGAAAACUUGCUGGUGAGGAGGGCACUAAUAAGGAGGUUAGGGAAAUUCUUCUUACAAAACCUGGUAUUCUAGUGCUGGAUGAAGGGCAUAUUCCUAGGAAUGAGAAAAGUAACAUAUGGAAUGUACUGUCUCAGAUAUCCACAAAGAGACGGGUGAUCUUAUCUGGAACCCCGUUUCAGAACAACUUUGAGGAACUUCAUAACACAAUUGCCUUGGUCAGAGAAGAGAUUGGAUCUCCGAUUCUGUCAGCAUAUUAUGAACAAGAUGAUAGAAGAAUCGAAGAGUUGAAGAAAAGGAUCACACCUUUUGUGCAUGUCCACAAGGGGGAGAUAUUAAGAGAGAGACUUAAGGGGCUAUUCCAUUCACUGGUCAUGCUAAAACCCUCUAAUCUUCAGAAGAGGUGUUUUCAACACUUGUCUGGGAGGAGAUUAAACAGAUUUUUAUAUGAUAAUUUGGUCUCAAUAACUUCCGUUCACCCUUCAAUCUUUUGUGAUGAGAAUGUCAAGACACCUAAUUUUGUCAAUGAUGCACUCAUGGAUCUUUUAAAGAAGCACAUAACAGACCUAGAUGCUGGGGUAAAAACCCGGUUCCUUGUUGAGCUCAUCAAGCUGAGCAAGGGAGAGAAAGUGCUUGUGUUUGGCCAGUAUAUACCUCCCUUGAACUUCAUAGCAGAUUUGCUAAAAGCUGCUUUUGGUUGGAACAUGGGGAGUGAAUUGCUUUAUAUGCAUGGGAAGCAAGACAUGAAGGAGAGACAAUCUAUGAUACGGCUUUUUAAUGAUCCUGGAAGUGAAGCUCGGGUUCUUCUGGCUUCAAUAAAGGCAUGUGGUGAAGGGAUACAUCUUGUGGGUGCCUCGAGGGUAGUUUUACUUGAUGUUGUCUGGAAUCCCUCAGUGGAAAGGCAAGCAAUAAGCAGAGCUUAUAGGCUUGGCCAAGAAAGAGAUGUAUUUGUUUAUCACUUGAUCACCUCAGAGACUCGGGAAGAAGAUAAGUAUCAGCGGCAGGCAACAAAGGAGCGUUUAUCAGAGCUAAUGUUUUCUUCAGAGGAAAGCGUGGAGAAAGUGAAUACAAGUUCGAGGAUUUCAGAAGACCGUGUGCUGGAAGAAAUGAUUCUUCAUGAAAAGACGAAGCCCAUGUUUGCCAAAGUAAUAUACCAUCCAAAAGCUGAUAAUCUGAUUGAAAGCUUUAGUAUGGAUUCCUGACCUUGUAGCAUGGUUCAGAUGGUAGUUAGUCACUUAGAUAUCAGUUAGAUAAUAUAGGAUUCUAACUUUCCUGACUUCCAGGUACUUUGGUGUUUGAUUGUAUUUUGUGUUUUUGUCCAAUGCCUGGGUUUCCAGAACUGAGCCUGAACAACUGUAAGUGUGCAAUUUUUUGGCUUCAAAUUAUGUAAUCAGGACUUUCUAACAGCACUUCUCUGCAAAUCCACAAAAUUGAAACUGUUAUUA